AUGGCGAUCUCGAAUAAGUACGGGAAUCAACAAAAGAGAAACUUAAAAGAAAAUGAAAAUGAUUCGGAUGAAGAUACAGAGAAGCAUGUUAAAUUUGGAAGAAUAAAUUCGGAGGCACCACGACUGUGUCCUUAUUUGGAUACGAUAAAUCGACAAUUUUUAGAUUUUGAUUUUGAAAAAUUAUGUUCCGUUUCAUUAUCAAGAAUUAAUGUGUAUGCUUGUCUUGUAUGUGGAAAGUAUUUCCAAGGUAGAGGUACUAAUACUCAUGCAUAUACACACAGCGUGGCAGAAAGUCAUCAUGUAUUUCUAAAUUUACAUACUUUAAAAUUUUAUUGUUUACCCGACAAUUAUGAAAUAAUUGAUUCAUCAUUGGAUGAUAUAAAAUAUGUUUUGAAUCCAACGUUUGAUAAACCACAAAUUGCUCAGUUGGAUAAAAGCGAUAAGUUAUCAAGAGCUAUAGAUGGAUCAUUAUAUUCCCCAGGUAUUGUGGGAAUGAAUAACAUUAAAGCAAACGAUUACUGCAAUGUUAUUUUACAAGCACUUUCUCAUGUCACACCUUUAAGGGAUUUCUUUUUAAGAGAGUCUAAUUAUUCUCAUGUGAAAAGACCACCUGGUGAUUCCUCCUACUUAUUAGUUCAGCGGUUUGGAGAAUUAAUGAGAAAAUUAUGGAACCCACGUAACUUUAAAGCACAUGUUAGUCCACACGAAAUGUUACAAGCUGUUGUUUUAUGGAGUAAAAAGAGAUUCCAAUUUACUGAACAGGGCGACCCAAUUGAUUUUCUUUCGUGGUUUUUAAAUGCUCUUCACUUAGCAUUGAAUGGUACAAAAAAACUUGACUCUAGCAUAGUGUACAAAACAUUUUUGGGCCAUAUGCGUAUAUACACACGAAAAAUACCGCCACUGGAAUUAGAUGAAAGUCAAAGAAGCGAAUUGCUUCAUACUGUAGAAUAUGGUGAAACUCUAACAGAAAGUCCAUUUUUAUACUUAACAUGUGAUCUACCUCCGCCUCCUCUUUUUAAGGACCAGUUUACUGAAAAUAUUAUUCCUCAAGUUAAUUUAUACACACUGUUAAAUAAAUUCAAUGCAGUGGCUGAAAAAGAAUAUAAAACCUACAAGGAGAACUUCAUGAAAAGAUUUGAGAUUACAGAACUUCCUCCUUACCUUAUACUUUAUAUAAAAAGAUUUACAAAAAAUACAUUUUUUGUAGAGAAAAAUCCUACUAUAGUUAACUUCCCAGUUAAAAAUGUAGAUUUCGGAGACAUUUUGACACCUGAAGUGAAACAAAGGCAUCCUUAUACAACAUACGAUUUAGUUGCAAAUAUUGUUCAUGAUGGUGAGCCUGGUCAAGGAACAUACAGGGUCCACAUUUUGCACAGAGCUACUGGUCAGUGGUAUGAAUUACAGGACUUACAUGUAACUCAAAUUCUACCACAAAUGAUAACAUUGACUGAAGCAUAUAUACAGGAUGGAUAUUUAUUAAAAUACAUUACAAAGAAACGUGAUCUGAUUCAUUAUAGAAUAAUGCGUAUUUUUCCCGAUUCCGAUGGUAAACCUUAA
Messenger RNA from Dufourea novaeangliae, 1557 nucleotides. It is a transcript of the gene Usp39, whose product is annotated as U4/U6.U5 tri-snRNP-associated protein 2. The record is from RefSeq and is a predicted model, not a curated record. NCBI's taxonomy places the organism in Eukaryota, Metazoa, Arthropoda, Insecta, Hymenoptera, Halictidae. The transcript has 9 exons. Gene Ontology annotation, biological process: protein deubiquitination; spliceosomal complex assembly; mRNA processing. Bases 1 to 1557 code for a protein of 518 amino acids. Gene Ontology annotation, molecular function: cysteine-type deubiquitinase activity; zinc ion binding.